CUUUCAGGCACAGGAAUUCGUAGCCAGUAUGACGUCACUCAUCCUGUAUUUCGGUCUUAUUUUUCACCGGGAGCUACUAGUCGCGGGGUCUCACUCCACACGGACUCCGUUUUUUUAAAGCAUGCAUCCUGUUUAAAAGGACGACGACGCUCGCUUCACAGAGUAGAUGGACGACACAGAAGGGCCAAACGAUUGUUACUGUGCUGGCUGUGGAGCGAGAGUCCACGAGCCGUUCCACAUGAAGGUCUUGCAGGAUACUUGGCACGCCGCCUGCUUCCAGUGCUCUGUGUGCUGUGACCACCUGACCAACUGGUAUUAUGAAAAGGAUGGGAAGCUGUACUGUCGCAAACACUACUGGGAGAAGUUUGGAGAGCUGUGUCAUGGAUGCUCGCUGCUCAUGACUGGACCUGCCAUGGUGGCCGGAGAACACAAAUAUCAUCCUGAGUGCUUUGUGUGUCUCAGCUGCAAAGUGGUGAUUGAAGACCAGGAUACCUAUGCCUUAGUGGAGCGCUCCAAACUAUACUGCGGGAAGUGCUACAAGCAGGUGAUCCUCACGCCAAUGUUGGAAAAGCGCUCGCACGACUCUGUCCUGGAUUCCCACCCACACACGGUGAUGCUCAUCUCAAUGCCCUCAGCGGCCAACGGCAAGAGGGGCUUUUCUGUUUCGGCGCUGCGGGACGUCAACGGCUCCGCGAGUGUCCAAGUCAAAGAGGUCAGAGGGAUGCUCAUUAGCCCUGAGGUGCGGAAUGCCAUCCACGUUGGAGACCGCAUCCUUGAGAUCAAUGGUGUUCCAGUGGGGACACUGCUGGAGGAAGAGGUGGAUGACCUCAUCCAUCGCACCAGUCAAACAUUACAGCUGCUUAUAGAGUACGACCCGGUGAGGCAACGUUUGGACCGUCUCUGUCUGGAAUCGUCUAGGAACGUCCUGGGAGUACCGGCAACUUCCCGCAUGCGCCUUUCCUCGCCAUCCAAUGCGGUCCUGGAAAGAACCCAGGUGGACCACGGCACACUAAAGAGGAGAUCUUUGAGGCGUAGUAACAGCAUCUGCAAGUCGCCUGGGCCGAAUUCCCCCAAAGAGCAUCUUUUCAUUACCAGAGACAUCGGACGCUCGGAAUCUUUGAGGUCGUCCAGUAGUUGUUCUCAUCGCAUCUUCAGACCGUGUGACCUCAUCCACGGCGAGGUUUUAGGGAAAGGCUUCUUUGGACAGGCUAUCAAGGUGACCCAUAAAGCCACUGGAGAGGUGAUGGUGAUGAAGGAGCUGCUUCGAUGUGAUGAGGAGACCCAAAAAACUUUCCUCAAGGAGGUCAAAGUCAUGCGCAGUUUGGACCACCCUCAUGUCCUCAAGUUCAUCGGAGUACUCUAUAAGGACAAGAGGCUGAAUUUGAUCACAGAGUUCAUCGAAGGGGGAACACUCAAGGACUUCAUCAGAGACACUGAUCCAUUUUCAUGGGAGCAAAGAGUGAGUUUUGCAAAGAGCAUCGCCUCUGGCAUGUCUUACCUUCAUUCUAUGAGCAUCAUACACAGAGACCUCAACUCUCACAACUGCCUUGUCAAACUGGACAACACAGUGGUUGUCGCUGACUUUGGACUGUCACGACUCAUCGUAGAAGAAAAAGUGAAACCAGCACCUGAAAAGAACACCAAGAAGAGAGUUUUGCGACGGAUUGACCGGAAAAAAAGGUACACCGUAGUCGGAAACCCCUACUGGAUGGCGCCAGAGAUGCUGAACGGUAAACGCUACGAUGAGAAAGUGGACAUUUUCUCAUAUGGAAUUGUUCUUUGUGAGAUCAUCGGGAAGGUCUACGCAGACCCAGAAUGUCUCCCGAGAACUCUGGACUUUGGUCUGAAUGUGGGAAAGUUUGUGGAGAAGUUCCUCCCUGAAGACUGUCCACCAGCGUUCUUUCCGCUGGCCGUCGCGUGCUGUGACCUCACACCAGACAACCGUCCCCCAUUCCAGAAGCUGGAAGACUGCUUCAAAGCACUAUCCCUCAACCAGGAGUUGGGCAUCCCCCUCCCGUCCGAAUUAGAUGAACUCCAUCAGAGUCUGAGUCGACUCCACUGGCCCAAAGACAGUUCCUCCCAAUCACCUAGCCCAGAUGAACCACAGUCCCCUAAAGCGGCCUCUCCGGACUGUUCCGGCACGUCAGACAAUGGCACUUAAAGCCUGUCUCGCUUUUAAGCUACGUGACCCCUCUGACCUGCUGAACUCAUAACAUGGAACAGCGAGAGGAAAACUGUUCCUCGGCCAUGUGAGGAACCCCCAGAAAAAUCCUUUUGGGCCACCUGUGUUUUGGAAUGCAAGUUGGAUGCAUUUCAGGAUGACACUUGUUACUUUUGACACUAAGUCAUUGCACACAGGUCUUAAACUCAUGUUUACGACGCAGAAAUGCAAUAACUAGCUUGCUGUGGUUUGGUUCCAAACACCAAUUUGGGCCACAUUUGACAAGGAGGGAUUCUGCUUGUCAAAUUCAGUGAUCCAUGUUUGUCCAGCAGAGGGAGUCCUCCCUCCAGCGCUCAGUAGAAAACAAGGCUAGUGCAGCAAUAACACACAAAUUACCAUCUGUACAUUUGAAUUAAGGCAGUGUUUAAUCUCACCAUUCUUUCAAGGUUGUUUCAGGUUCUUGCACUUUUGUACCUUUUUGUAGCAGUUUAUCUCGUGUUACAUUCAUGUUUUAUCAUUCUCUGGCAAAUUAUCACCAAUCGUAGGUCAUGUUUUCCAUACACUUGCUGCUUCUUUAUAGUUCUUAAAGGGCUCGUCGAGACACUAUGACCUUUAAAACCUGUUUUGUACAUACCAAAUGGAUUAGUUGUCCAUUUUAAACGCAGAUUUUGUACAUAAGCCUCAAUAUGAGGUUUCUUUUUAAUGGGAAUUUAGAUUUUAGACAUUUCAAUUCACUGUGGAUGUUGUCACUAUGUUAUUAGCUGUUAUUCUAAUUAGUGUCAAGGUACUGACAAUGUACGGAGCCCUUAAAGGGACAUCGACAGAAAUAAAAUAAAUUUAAACCGUCUGGUUUAGUAUGUGGUGCGAUCUGGUAAACAUUAGUAUUAUAUAGCAUUUAAGCUAGCGGACUUUUGCUAUGGAAGUUAGCCAAUUGUCUUUU
This is a messenger RNA of Corythoichthys intestinalis (scribbled pipefish), 3101 nucleotides long. RefSeq names its product LIM domain kinase 2 (gene limk2). Gene Ontology annotation, cellular component: nucleus; cytoplasm. The transcript has 16 exons. The coding region runs from base 167 to 2161 and encodes 664 amino acids. Lineage: Eukaryota; Metazoa; Chordata; Actinopteri; Syngnathiformes; Syngnathidae. Gene Ontology annotation, biological process: protein phosphorylation; actin cytoskeleton organization. Gene Ontology annotation, molecular function: ATP binding; protein serine/threonine kinase activity; protein binding. The record is from RefSeq and is a predicted model, not a curated record.